AUGUCAGCUAUUGAUGAACCUAAUCUGUGUAAACUGCUUAAGCUCUAUCACCUGCAAGUCCUUCGAAUUACAAAGAUAGAUGAAGAGGAUAAGGUGAAGUCCAUCGACAUUGGUUACCUACCUUGUGUGCAGGAACUAUACCUUCCUAAAAAUACAUUGUCCAGGAUCCCCCACAUUGGGAGGUUGACUACACUUCGUGAGCUGAAUGGGUUCAGCGUGCGAAAAAAAGAUGGCCACAGAAUAACUGAGCUGCAGGAUUUAGGGAAGCUACGGAAAAUCAUUGUGCUUGAUGUCCAAAAUGUUAGCAAUUUUAAUGAAGCUUAUGCUGUUAGAUUGGAUAAUAAGACCGCUCUGAAGGUAUUGUCUUUGGGAUGGUCUGAUGAUAAUGCUAGAGAUGAUGUUCAAAUCCUCACCAAGCUUGUUCCCCACAGGAGUCUCAAGAAUUUAAUUAUUUCUGGAUAUAUUGGCAUUAAACCACCAAUUUGGAUGGAACCCAGCUACCUCACCAAUUUGGUAUAUCUCAAGCUUGAUGGCUGUGUGCAAUGGCACGAACUCCCACUGCUUGGCACCCUACGGUCACUAAAGCAUGUCUUUCUGGUGCAUCUUACAAAGUUGAAGUGUAUUGCCAGUUUAUCCAAUGGUUCUGGCGGAUUGCCGCCUCAUCUAGUUACAUUUGAUGUGAAAUAUUGCCCAGACCUUUCAGAGCUACCUGUGCUACCUUUCAGUCUAAAGUUUUUGGGUGUAGAAGCAGUUGGAAUCUCAAGUCUGCCUACCACUAUGUCUGAUCUCGAGAGAUUAAUAGAGCCACGGCUUUCUGUGCUGCAAAUAGAAUCCUGUGAAUUUUUGGCUUCCCUUGAUGGUUCUUUCCUACAAGAGGAACAUUACAACGCUCUCUCAGUUUUAAAACUUUUUCGAUGCCAUAAAUUGAGCUCACUUCCUGAUGCAGCACAUUUUCAAAGAAUGUGUGUACUGGAGAGUGUUGAAAUAGUUGACUGCGAUAUUUUAGCAUCCUUGGGUGGGCUAGUAGCCCUUUCUCAUCUUAAACUAUUGAAAAUAGAGCGUUGUGGCAAUCUGCUCAAUACUUCAUCGUCAAGGCUUCCUCAGUCACAAGACGAAAGUUUGUCUCUGGAGCUUGAAACACUUGCAAUUGAUGACCAUCUGCUACUUGUUUUGACUCCAUUGAGGAAUUUGUGCUGCACUAGGAGGCUUAUCAUAUCAGGCGAAUCUAUAACGAAUUUGUUGCCAGAGGAUUGGUUGUUGCAGAAUGGAUUGCACCUGGAGCAUAUACAAAUAAGCAAUGCUGAACACUUGCAGUCUCUUCCGCUGAAAAUGCAUGAUUUGCACGCCCUUCGGAGUUUGCUUCUUCAUAAGGCUCCCCUCCUUCAGUCACUCCCUUUAAUGCCUCCUCAGCUGUGGGCCCUUAUCAUUACUGGUUGCUGCACAGAGUUAAAUGAGCAAUGUCUUGCCGGUGGCUCAGAGUGGGCGAAGAUAAGUCAUAUCCACCGUUGUAACAUAUCGAAUGGAAGAUGA
This is a messenger RNA of Miscanthus lutarioriparius, 1530 nucleotides long. Lineage: Eukaryota; Viridiplantae; Streptophyta; Magnoliopsida; Poales; Poaceae. The record is from the annotation of a GenBank genome assembly.